UUCAUCUCCCUCCCUCCCUCCCUCUGCAUCAUACGAGGCUGCAGAGAUGGAAGAGGCUACGGAGAUCGAGACGACCGCGGACUCCAUCGACGGCCCCCUCAUCUUCCACCUCGUCGCCGACCUCCUCGGCUUCGUCCUCUACAUGCACCAGCAGAUCCCCUCGAUUUUGCAGGACAUGAGCCUCGAAUUCGAUUCGAUGCGUAGCGAAUACGCGGAGAUGGAGGCCGAGCUAGCGCGGAGCGGAAUGAGAGCGUCGUUUAGGAGGAAACAUAGCGGAAGGAUGAGGGAACUCAAGCGGGGAUUUAGGAGCUCGGAGAAGCUGAUGAGCGCCAUCUCGAGUCUCCAGGAUGCCUUGCGGCUCGUGAUUAGCGAAAGCCCCCACGUCCGGGAAAUUCUUCUGAUUCUCGGAGGUAGUCCGUUGAGGCCUCGGUAUGUCUACCGAUUGUGCUUUUCGCAUGGGAAGAUGGUUUCGAGAGACGCGAGUGAUUUCACCAAGAACAGGGCGGCGGAAGUGCUUUCGAGAAAGGCUAUUCGGGCAUUGGUCUCUGGAGGUGCAGGGUCUGGUGGCUACCCAGGUCCAACGAAGUUGUUCCUCUUGGUCAAAGCUCCGACUUCUUUUAAUCAACCUUCGUAUUUUCUUCCAAAACGUGACUUCAGAUACAACAAGAAGAUUGUACCAUUUUGCCUACGAAUUAAGUGCAAAAGCCAACAGCAGGAGAGAACUGAGAUUAAUGAAGAUCCUCAGACAGGCAUGAGUGUUAGCUUGAAGGAUUGCAGGUCCGACGAUUUGAUUUGGUUCCAAUGCCGGCAUGUUAUAAAGGGUCUCGCGUCCACGGUACCAUCGGCAGAAGAAUGAUACAACUUAUAUUGAGAAAUGUUGUCCAUACAUGUCAGUCCUUCUUCAGGGCCUCUUUAGUAUAGGCCUGUUUUACCUUGAUGAUUGUCAUGACCCAUAUCUGGUAUUAAUUACUUCUACACCCAUUUUUGGUGUCUGUGGUAAUCUGGCUUGGCAUGAUAUUGAGCUUCUUCCUCUUUUUUAAUUUAUUGCCUAGUAGAUAGCUUUGUACAAAUCCUCAUCUUCGGUGUUAGUUUCACCCUGAAUUCCAUUUCUUAGCUAUGCAAGUUUGUUCGAUUCUUGA
This is a messenger RNA of Eucalyptus grandis, 1139 nucleotides long. RefSeq lists its product as uncharacterized. The transcript has 7 exons. Lineage: Eukaryota; Viridiplantae; Streptophyta; Magnoliopsida; Myrtales; Myrtaceae. The record is from RefSeq and is a predicted model, not a curated record. Gene Ontology annotation, biological process: regulation of exit from mitosis. The coding region runs from base 47 to 856 and encodes 269 amino acids. Gene Ontology annotation, cellular component: nucleus.